AGCAGAAAAGAUGACUACCGCCGCCAGGCCCACCUUUGAACCGGCGCGGGGUGGAAGAGGAAAAGGAGAAGGUGACCUGAGCCAGCUUUCGAAGCAGUAUUCAAGCCGAGACCUUCCUUCUCACACAAAGAUCAAGUACAGACAAACUACUCAGGAUGCCCCUGAAGAGGUUCGCAACCGUGACUUCAGGAGAGAGUUGGAAGAGAGAGAGCGAGCUGCUGCAAGAGAAAAAAAUAGGGAUCGUCCAAACCGAGAACAUACAACUUCGGUGUCAAAGAAGCCUCGGUUAGACCAGAUUCCUGCUGCAAACCUUGAUGCGGACGACCCUCUAACAGAUGAGGAAGAUGAAGAUUUUGAAGAGGAGAGUGAUGAUGAUGAUACUGCAGCACUUCUAGCUGAACUGGAAAAGAUUAAAAAAGAAAGAGCUGAGGAGCAGGCCAGAAAGGAACAAGAGCAAAAAGCAGAAGAGGAGAGGAUUCGCAUGGAGAACAUUCUGAGUGGAAACCCUCUUCUUAAUCUCACGGGCCCAUCUCAGCCUCAGGCCAACUUCAAAGUUAAAAGAAGGUGGGAUGACGAUGUUGUAUUCAAGAACUGUGCAAAAGGUGUAGACGAUCAGAAGAAAGACAAACGAUUUGUAAAUGAUACUCUGCGAUCUGAAUUUCAUAAAAAGUUCAUGGAGAAAUACAUUAAGUAGUACAGUUUUAUGUGCUUAAACACUAAAAUGUUAUGGAUCAGCUUGGCUGUUUUUGGUAGUGUUUUCUCCUUCUCCCCUGUGUAAAUGGUAUAUAAGCCCCCUAAUUAUAAGUUCCAAAUAUCUCUUCCUUUAGUGAUACUGCAUUUGAUGAUGGACUACUUGAGUAUUGCUUUAGCAGUUUCCAUUCUCUGCGUGUUUCCAGUCAUGUGUUGUUUUUAAUAUAGGGAAAAUGAAUCUGCUUGUAAUAAAUAUUUUUAAUCUUAAGUA
Dipodomys ordii (Ord's kangaroo rat) is the source of this 961-nucleotide messenger RNA. It is a transcript of the gene Cwc15, whose product is annotated as CWC15 spliceosome-associated protein. Gene Ontology annotation, molecular function: RNA binding. Gene Ontology annotation, biological process: mRNA cis splicing, via spliceosome. The transcript is spliced from 6 exons. Gene Ontology annotation, cellular component: catalytic step 2 spliceosome. The coding region runs from base 11 to 694 and encodes 227 amino acids. The record is from RefSeq and is a predicted model, not a curated record. Lineage: Eukaryota; Metazoa; Chordata; Mammalia; Rodentia; Heteromyidae.